AUGUCGGCCCCCUCUGCCUCUGUGGACGCACAGGUCUCUGAGCUACGCAACGUGCUCUCCGAGUGGCAGCAGUCGGCAGCGCGUGGCGCAGCGGCCCGGUACUCGGCAGCCGGCGGCUCAGGCGGCCCGCCCUACCGCCCGCCACCAACAAGCGGAACAGGCGGCCAGCCGUGGUCGGCGGCGAGGGGGGGUGGAGGUGGUGGUGCGGCGACGGCCCGAGCCGAGGCGGUGGUGACAGCGGUCAGCCGGCAGUCCGACUCGACGAACAACACGACGACGAACGAAUUGGCGGUGACAGAGAGCGCGAGCGGGGGAGGCGACGGCGAGGGGCUGACCUUUGCCGCUCGACCGAUGGGCGUGACGGAGCGACGGGCGAUGCAGGAGGCUGUGGCAGAGGCGCAGGGCGAGGCUGCGCGGGCAUGGGCCGAGUGCGGGGCGCGGAUGGCGGCGGUGGGGGAGGCUGGCGCGGUGUUUGAGACGUUUGUGGGCAAGGUGGCCGGGCUGGUGGGCGUGGAUGCUGCCGCCGGGCCGGACGCGGUGCUCGAGGCGCUGCGGGCUGCCAUGCGGACGCGGUCUCGGGCGCAUGCGCACGCGCUGGCGGCGUCGCGAGCAGAGAGCCUCGCGUCGUCGCACUCGGCACUGGAGCACGUGCUCGCUGCCGAGCGCGCCCAGUUUGCCACCGAGACGCAGCGUCUGGUCGACGAGUGGGGCGCGCUGGUGGCGGGCUACGAGGCGCGCGAGGCCGAGACGGUGGCGGCACUCGAGGUGGCGCAGCGCAGCUUGUCAGAGGUGCAAGAGCGGUACACUCGCCUGGCGGCGAGUCAUGCCCAGGCGCAAGCCGACGCUGACGCCGCCCGACAGGCGCUGGUGGCCGCGAGCGGCGAGCUCGACGCGGCGGCUGCGCGCUCUGCCGCCAACCACCGCGCGCUGGUGGAGCAAUCGGCGCGAGCCGAGAUGCAUAUGCAGGCGCGGCUGGAUGAGGCGGAGGCGGCGCUGGCCGAGGCGCACGGCGACCGCGAUGACGCCCAGGGCGCGGUGGCUGCGCUCAACCGCAGCCUUCACGCGGCGCACGAGGCGUUGGCGGCGGCGGCGGCGCGCGACGAGGCACUGACGGGCCAGGCGCGCGAGUUCUCGGCGCAGGCGUCGCGGGCGGCGGCGGGACGGGAGGCUGCCGAGGCUCGGGCGGCGAGCGCGGCGAGCGCAGCGGACGCGCCUGGUUAA
Molecule: messenger RNA, 1221 nt
Organism: Thecamonas trahens ATCC 50062
Lineage: Eukaryota; Apusomonadida; Apusomonadidae
Exons: 2
Coding region: 1-1221 (406 amino acids)
Source: RefSeq, a predicted model, not a curated record